Molecule: messenger RNA, 2253 nt
Organism: Aspergillus caelatus
Lineage: Eukaryota; Fungi; Ascomycota; Eurotiomycetes; Eurotiales; Aspergillaceae
Product: putative AMP-binding domain protein
Exons: 5
Coding region: 387-2090 (567 amino acids)
Source: RefSeq, a predicted model, not a curated record
GCAAGGAGCGAAAUAAUAACCAAAAAAGAAGCAACAGGCCUCACUAAUUAACCAUUUAGAGGCAAUUUCAACCCUUCCGGAUCAUAGAACUACGAAAGGUUACCUCCGGAUGGAAGGAAGGGUAACCUCAGCGGGAAUUGAAUCGAUCCUCCCGCCUCCUCCGCGGUCCGAGUUAGUUUCGAUUUCCCCGCAUUUCGCAGCUUUCUCCAACUUGGGGUCAGGACUCGACUACCAGUGGUUGUGACAACUUACUCUUGUUUUCUCCGGGAUUAUCUAUAAUUGCUUGUCUUUGAUUGAAUAUUUCUUGCAUAUCCUGUGAUCAACCGGUCUAAAUUAGCCCCUUUUGCCUUUAGUAAAGUCGCCAUUCUGUUGCCGAGGAUCGAAUCAUGUCCGGUGCUGUAUCGAGGUUGUCGGGACUCUUGGGCCAUUUUGUCCCUGGCGCAGAGCAACGGGUUAAUUUUCAUACACUGUCGCCGACGUUCUUCUUGCCCAGGGCGGCGGCUAUUGAACCCGAGGCUGAGGCCAUCCAUCACGUUACUGCGAAUAACCAGGUUUUGAGACGGAACUAUGCUGAGACGGCGGAUCGUGCCAGGGGUCUCGCUUAUUAUCUGAAGAAGCAUGGGUUCAAGAGAGUCGGUGUGCUGUGCCCUAAUACGCCUGCGUUUUUAGAGUCAAUCUUUGGAAUUGCGGCUGCUGGGGCGGUGAAUAUUGCUGUUAAUUAUCGGUUGAAGGAGGACGAUAUCGCUUACAUAUUCACGCACUCUGAUGUCGAGGCUAUUAUUGUUGAUCAGGAGUUCCUGUCGCUUCUACAAAGUUAUCGUGCUUCGAAGCCCAAUAUCCCUAUUAUUGUCGAUACGGAUACGGAUGCCACCGAAGGCCAGUUAUCCGGUCCCUUUGAUGAGGCGGUUUUGGAAGGCUUGAGGUAUGACUUGGAUACGGGGGCCAAAGGUUGGCCUGGGCUCGAGGCCCAAGCCGCUUCUGAAGAUGACGUUAUCGCUCUUGCGUACACCAGCGGUACGACGGCUCGACCGAAGGGUGUCGAGUAUACCCAUCGUGGCUGCUAUCUUGCUGCGAUGGGCAAUGUGAUUGAAUCUGGGCUUAAUUCGCACCAUGGUCGGUGCCGGUAUCUGUGGACUUUGCCUAUGUUCCAUGCCGUUGGGUGGACGUUCCCUUGGGCUGUCACGGCAGUGCGUGGUACCCAUUACUGCUUGCGGAAGAUUGACUACCCGCAAAUCUGGAAGCUACUGAAGCAGGAGCACAUCACGCAUUUUAAUGCCGCUCCGACGGUGAAUACCCUGCUCUGCAAUUCUAAGGAGGCGGAGCGGCUGCCCGAGCCAGUUCAUGUUACAGUCGCGGCGAGUCCGCCUACGCCUCAUCUCUUCGAGCAGAUGACUAACUUGAACCUCCAUCCUGUGCAUGUAUAUGGCAUGACGGAGACAUACGGGCCAAUCACGAAAGGCUAUUAUCUGCCUGCAUGGGACAACCUGCCGUCAAGUGAAAGGUAUAAGAAGAUGGCCAGGCAAGGACAUGGCUUUGUGACCAGUCUACCCGUACGAGUAAUUAAGACGGAUGUUUCCGAGGGCACUGUCAUUGAUGUUAGUCGGGAUGGCAAGGAGAUAGGUGAAAUUGUUUUCGUCGGGAAUAUCUGUGCUCGGGGCUACUACAAAGACCCGGACGCUACGCGGAAACUCUUCGCGGGUGGCGUUCUCCACUCCGGAGACUUGGCUGUGUGGCAUGCCGAUGGUUCAAUUCAGAUCCAAGACCGAGCGAAAGACAUCAUUAUCAGCGGCGGAGAGAAUAUCUCAUCUGUGGCGCUAGAGUCUAUGCUAGUCACCCACCCGGACAUUCUCGAGGCCGGAGUCGUAGCCGUUCCCGACAGCCACUGGGGAGAGCGACCAAAGGCAUUUGUGACGGUGAAGUCAGGAAAGUCAUUGACGGGUUCCGAGGUGAUCGAUUGGGCCCGGAAUACCAGUGAUAUCAGCAAGUUUAUGAUCCCUCGAGAGGUUGAAGUAGUGGCGGAACUGCCCAAGACUAGUACCGGGAAAGUGAGAAAGAACAUCCUCCGCGACUGGGCCAAAGGAGCGAAUUGAUCAUGAAGGAGGUGUUAUAUAAUUCAAAAUAAAUAUGCAUAGACGAUCUAGACAAUAUACAUGAAUUUUUGAGAUUGGGCUGCUCUUAGUAUAGGCUGACACUAUCCCUGUUGGUUCCCAAUGAACAUACUUUAUGGUCUUGCCGAUAGUCUACCGCCGUGCC